Messenger RNA from Mytilus trossulus (common blue mussel), 4820 nucleotides. RefSeq lists its product as uncharacterized. Lineage: Eukaryota; Metazoa; Mollusca; Bivalvia; Mytilida; Mytilidae. The record is from RefSeq and is a predicted model, not a curated record. The transcript is spliced from 16 exons. Bases 1199 to 4549 code for a protein of 1116 amino acids. Gene Ontology annotation, molecular function: protein binding.
UUCGUCUUUGUAGAACACAGCGGUACUAAGUUGGUCAAGGUAUUUAAGCUUUGGUAUGAUAAACUAACCUUUUUGUGAUUCCGCUUAUUAUGAAUUGAAUAUUUGAUUGAAGGAACAAUCAUAGAAUCAUUUGCGUGUUUCACUGAAGCACCUGUAUUUAAAAUCAAUGGCGGAAAUGCGAGAUGAUGCGUUUGAAUUCAAAUCAUGCACACAUAAGGAUGCAGAAGGUGUUUGUUUCUGAGUGUUUCUAUAAGCAACAGCAGAAUGUGCACAUGUGUUCUAUGCAAUCUGAUAAAGAAAAACAAAUAUUGGAGAUUAACCUGGGGUACAAUUAAGUUUUGAAAAAAAGACAUUUCGAGAUGACAAUUUCUUUUUAACGUUGUUAUUUACGAACAUAUCAUAAAUUCAAGUAAUAAAACGUGGAUUCAAUUAUCUAACAAUUGCGACAAUAGGAUAUACAUGGUUUACAACAAUACAAAAAAGAGGAAAGUCAAAGUCUUCAAAGAAAUGUGGUUUUGAAAUGAGAAUAUUAUACAAUACAAGUAAUAUGAUUUAUCAACUUGUAAUUUAAAACUGAAACAAGUUAUAUUGUUGUGUCGUACGAACUGAAGUGUAGCCAUAUGAUAUUAUACCGUUGACUAUAUUUACUAUACCGACCUGACUUACAUACCUAUCUAUUGAAGGAUUAACGGUCGGGGUGAUUUCAACGAUAAAUAGGAUAAUAUUUACAUUCUUUGUUAGGAAUUGUUUGCCAUAAUUUGUUUAUUAAAUUUAAUAUAUAUCUCUGCCACUGCUAUUUGGUUAGAGAUCUAGGAUUGUACGCGUACUACCUGUACGUGCCAUCGAUCAAAACAGAUUGACACAUUUACAGAAAUGGAUUAAAAUAUUUAAUAGCUAAUCUUAGCUUUAAUAGCAUUUUGUGGUGGAAAAGCUUGGAUUAAGUGGUUUGCUUUUAAUUAAUACAAUUAAUUCUAGAUGGUGUGGAUUGCAAUUCUUUAGUGGAUAAAAGUCAAUGAUGUGAAUUUACAUGAAAAAGAAAAUGGAAUGUUAUAGAUAUAUUACUUCUCAUUACAAAAAAUGUGGUAAACAAAUGUGCAAUAAAUCAUGUGAAUGCAUGCAAUAAAUGACUAUUUAAGUGACAUAAUUGCACACAAAGAAGCUUCGAAAUCCAAAUAUGAAGGAGGAAUUGUAAAGUAAUAUGCCUAGCAUUAUAAAAAAGUUAUCUGGACGUGCAAGAUCCAGCAAGCCUAUAGAACUCUUGUCACCGAAGCCUUUUGUUCCGCCGCGUCCAGUUCAAAAUGGAAACGUAAAUCAUGAUAUCCACCAGGAGCUAGCUGCUGCCUCGGCUGAAGUCUCUUCUCCAAAAUGGAAAGUUUUCAGAACCGUAAAUAAGGCUCCAAAAAGCGUUCGUGCUCCAAGAUUAAGAUACAAUCGUACACCUGUUAGACAAACUGUCGGAGGAGAAUGGGCGCUGAGACAAUGCGAGGAGCAUACGACGUGGGUGAAUGGUAUUCUGAAAGAGAAACAUUUACCAGUGAUCGGGGAUUUACGUAAAAGUAUUGGUGAUGGGACUACCCUUGUGAUUCUAACAGAGGGAGUUUGUAGAAGAUCGGUGCCAAAUGUUAACGUAGAAAUUGCUAGCAAAGAAGACCGAGUAUACAAUAUAACAAAGUGCUUGGAAGUUUUAGGAUCUACUGGAGUUGAUUUAACUGCUAUUGAUGGGGAAGAUCUUGCUGAUGGGAAUCUAAAGACAACAUUGAUGUUAGUAGGGAACAUCAGACAACAUUUUGAGAAAGAACAAAAUUAUGCUCCAAUAAAUCAGACAGAGCUCAGAGAAAAAAAGAUGCCAGGGGCUAUAACUCUUCCAGGUAAUAAUGGUGUGAGCGAGCCACCUCUAGGUGUAACAGAUGAAAAGACUACUUACCAAAGAAGAAUUAUAAUCCCAGCAGAAGAUCUUCUGCCAGGAACUAUGGGUAAAGAAGAUGUCCGACCAACAACUCCUGGCUUACCAGGAAUGCUUGCUUCUUCAACAGAGAUAACAAUGAAUGGUGUAUCUCAGUCAGGGGUUGAGGAGAGACGCCAACAACAACAAAUCAGAUUUCCACCCAGACCACACAGUGCCAAACCCAUCCCUUCACCUAAACCCCCAGGGAGGGGACAGGGUGUGACAAAUGCAUGGGCAGAUGUUCAGCCAACUGGAAUGCCAUUGAGUGUUGAAGAUAGAUUAAAGUCCUUAAUAACAGGACCUCCUACACCUAGAACAGCUGCCACACAACCUGCACCCUUUUCACUGUUUCACAGAAGAGUUGCACCUGCACAUGUAAAUGUUAAUAAUAAAAGUUUUGAAGAUGGAGAAUUGAUACAACCUCCACCGAGGCCAAAGAGUGCUAUACCAUUUGACCAAUCAGGCAGACCUUAUAAUGACAUCCCAAAGUAUGGUGGUAAAGGUCAACAAACAUACAUUCCAUCCAGACCAAAUGAAAGAUGGCAAGGUUCUAGAGCAGAUGCCUUGAUAGACAGACAACUAGACCAGUCGCCAGUCAGACAUAGCGGACCCCCUGACAGACCUUUACGACCAGGAGGACAGGAUAAUCCAGCUUUUAUGCCUGAAAUGCAGCUCAAUAGAAGCAGAGAAAAUCUAGGGCCUCCUAUCAGUGGAAUGAAAACAGGAUCUGAAUUAAGAGAUGCUUGGAAUAAACUAUAUGGAGGUCAAAUACGUCCAGAAUCAAGAGGACCAACAUCAUACCCAUCAGAAAAUCAACUUCAUGUCCGUCCAGAUUCACUUGGUGUUCCUAAAAACUUUCCUGAUCACCGAGGGAUCAUACAUACUAGGCCUGAUACUCAUAGUAUGCCUCAGGUCCGUCCAGAUCCACAUGGUCUCUCCCGACUAGAGGAUCCAAUGCCCCAUGUUGUACUUCCAAAUAGACUUGAUGAUCCUCAUAGUAUACAUCAAAGUAGAAUGGAGGACCAGCAGACAAAGCCGUCCAGUUAUCCAUCACAUUUUCAUGUGAAAUUUCCGUCCAGUCCUCCAUAUAAUGAGAUUUCAAAUAAACCUGGUGCUAGUCAAGGAGGAAGACAUAGUCCGUUGGGACAAAGUUCAAGUGCUGGCACACAAGGACAAGGGUCAAAUACCUCAAUUCAGUACAAUGGCAAUGGCAAUAAAGUACUGUCAAAUCAUGUGUCAUUUCAAACAUUUGGAAAACCUACAUCAAAUCAAAAACUGUCUGUGUCAUCAUCGCCUUCAUCGCCACAAUCUCCACCUGGAAUAGCUCUAGGACCGUCAUCAAAAUAUCCUGAUUAUGGUGAAAAAUCGGCAAAAGUGAAACAAGGAUAUUCAACAUUUGACAUUCAUAAUCACAAAGAUAUUGAUGAUGAUCGGGACAUAUUAGAUAUGAAAUCAAGUAUAUUUGAUUACAAUUCGGAACCGUCAUCCCGAUCUGUUACGCCACCUCUACCUCCAUUAUCAGCAUCUAAUUCAGAUUAUUCUUCCAAUAGAUCUAGUCCACAGAUAUCGCCUCAACUUCCACGUUCAAAUAGUGCUACUCAUUUGUCUUCUACGAAGACUCCAGAUUUAGUGACAUCUGCAACAAGAACUAACGGUGAAAAAAGAAUAAGGCGAGCAUCUGGAUCACAGUUUACGUAUAGGGCAGAUAAAAAAUCAAAACAGAAACAGACAUCAAAACAUGUAUCUUCUGGAAUAAAAGCUGGUAUGUUAAGUGAUGUCAGAGAAUCUGGAAAUGAGAGUGAUCUCCCCUUUGACAUUGAGGAUACAAUUUUAACAGUAGAUUCUCAUGAUGCAGAACCCAUGAAUAUGCAUGAAAAUCUGGCUUCAAAUGAUAUGAAUAGAAUGAGAGAUCAAUUAAACAAUCUGGAAGAAAUGUAUCAACAAAUGUCUAAUCAGAUGGGAACAGAAAAAGACAUAGGGACGGUAAAGUCCCGUAGACGAUGGAGUCUUGGAAGUUCUGACACAAGUUCUUUGCAAAGACCCAUAUCAAGGAAGUUCAAAUCUGGUGCUGGAAGUCAACGACCUCAUCAUCAUCAUCAUAGAGACGCUAAAGCAAUUAAUAAAAGAUUUCAGAGACUAGAAUCACAUGUGGUAACUCUUGCCAGGAGUGUAGCACAUCUGUCUUCAGAAUUAAGGUCCCAUAACUCUGUCACACAUGAAAUUGAUGCAUUACGGAAAGAAAUACAGGAAUUAAAAGAAGAGCAAUUUAUGGCAAGCCAAAAGAACAGAGCUGGAAAUUUUUAUGAAAAUGACUUUGAGAGAUUUAGAGGCUGGGUACCUUCAUUGACCAAUCCUAGAAGAGUUAAUAAACUGACAAAGUUUUUUGGUCAAGAACCUCCUUUAUUGAAUAUUUUCUUGAAGAAAUUAGGUUAUGAAAAAUACUCAGUUAAUUUUGAAAAAGAGCACAUAGGAAUGAUAGAAUUGCCAUACAUGACAGAAGAAAGAUUAGAGAAGAUUGGUGUGCCCAUGGGACCUCGACUAAGAAUAUUACAAGAGGCACAACUUUGUUUUAGACAAGAAAAUUUCAAUAUUUAUAUUGUGUAGCACAUAUUGUUAUAAGACAAAACAACCAAAUAUAGCAAAGGAAUAUUGGGAAAUAAACCUAAAAUCCAUCUAGAAAAUCUUGCAAUAAAUUUAUUAUAUGAAAGUUCGUUGAAAGUAUGAAACUAUUUUGGAUCCCUUUGAAUGUUAUCCUUAUUUUUCGUUUCGUUUAAGUAUUAGUAAAUAUCAUAUUUUACAGAUAAAAGUAUAAGGGUACUGUUAUAAAGAACAGUAAUGAAAUUAUUGAAAUUUUGGUAAGUUUUGGGACCAUUUA